UUAAAGCAUUCCGGCUGACAACGACGACGACUGCAUGUUGGGAAAUUAACACGCCAACAAUUUCUUCUCCGGUUGGACGUUUUGUGACGAAAGUAAAUAAAAGCCCGGCAACAAAAUGCAUCCCGAUCUUACCGAGAGAAUACUCCAACACUUGGAUACCGUUGAUAAGGUGGACACCUUGGACUUGGUGGAGGUUUUCGGUGUUGAUCACCAAAAAAUUGUCGGGGCCCUAAAAUCGAUUCAAGCGCAUGGUGAGUUGGUAAAUGCCGAGACAACAUCACGAAAAUCGUUGGAGGUCACUGAAGAGGGUCAAAUGGUUGUGGCCCAAGGUAGUCAUGAAGCUGUUCUCUAUAAUGCCGUUCCCCUUGAUGGUAUUCCACAGGCCGAACUAAUGAAGAGUGGUCCCAAUGCCAAGGUGGGCUUCAGCAAGGCCAUGUCCCAGGGUUGGAUAAUGGUUGACAAAUCUGUCAGUCCUCCAUUGGUAAAGCGCAAAGUAGACAAAAUUGAAGACACCGUCCAGCAAAAUCUCAUAGCUGUUGCUGCUGGAAAAACCGAUUUGCCUGCAAAUUUAGUAACCGAAUACAAGAAACGUAAACUUCUGCAGGAAAUCACUACCAAAAGCUUCGUUUUGACCAAAGGACCGGAAUUCUCCACAACCCUUACCAAACUGGAAACCGACUUAACUGUUGAUAUGUUGGCUUCUGGCCUAUGGAAAGAUUUGAAAUUCAAGGCCUAUAAUUUUGAUGCCCUGGGUGCACCACCAACCCGGGGACAUUUACAUCCCUUGUUAAAGGUGCGCACGGAAUUCCGUCAAAUCUUCUUGGAAAUGGGUUUCUCUGAAAUGCCCACCAACAACUAUGUCGAAUCAUCAUUCUGGAAUUUCGAUGCCCUAUUCCAGCCUCAACAGCAUCCAGCUCGUGAUGCUCACGACACAUUCUUCAUAAAUCACCCAGCAAAGAGUUACAAAUUCCCACAAGACUAUCUGCAGCGUGUCAAGAAAGUACAUUCCAGCGGUGGAUAUGGUUCCCAGGGUUAUGGUUAUGACUGGAAAUUGGAAGAGGCCCAAAAAAAUCUUCUACGCACCCACACAACUGCCGUCAGUGCUCGAAUGCUUUAUAAACUGGCCAAUCAGCCGGAAGGUUUCAAACCAGCCAAAUACUUUAGCAUUGAUAAGGUAUUCCGUAAUGAAACACUCGAUGCCACACAUUUGGCCGAAUUCCAUCAGGUCGAGGGUGUAAUUGCUGAUGUUGGCCUAACUUUGGGUGAUCUUAUUGGUACGCUGUAUGAAUUUUUCCGUAAAUUGGGUAUAACUCAGUUGGAAUUUAAACCAGCCUACAAUCCUUACACAGAACCAAGUAUGGAAAUAUUUUGUUUCCAUCCUGGACUGGGUAAAUGGAUUGAAGUGGGUAAUUCUGGUGUAUUCCGUCCAGAAAUGUUAUUGCCCAUGGGUUUGCCGGAGAAUGUAAAUGUUAUCGCCUGGGGCUUGUCUUUGGAACGACCGACCAUGAUUAAAUAUGGCAUCAACAAUAUACGUGAUUUAGUCGGGCCCAAAGUGGACUUAAAAAUGGUGGAAGAAGGUCCCAUAUGCCGUUUGGAACGAGCAUAAAUACUUUGUUAUUUUUAAAAUGGCAAGGUGCGCGCGAUUUAAAUUAUGUCAAACUUAAAAUUUGUUUAUUUAAUAUAAUAUUUAUGUGAUUGUAAUUUUUUCUUAAAUAAAUUCAUGAAAAAAUA
Musca domestica (house fly) is the source of this 1731-nucleotide messenger RNA. RefSeq names its product phenylalanine--tRNA ligase alpha subunit (gene alpha-PheRS). The record is from RefSeq and is a predicted model, not a curated record. Gene Ontology annotation, molecular function: ATP binding; phenylalanine-tRNA ligase activity; tRNA binding. Bases 116 to 1606 code for a protein of 496 amino acids. The transcript has a single exon. NCBI's taxonomy places the organism in Eukaryota, Metazoa, Arthropoda, Insecta, Diptera, Muscidae. Gene Ontology annotation, biological process: phenylalanyl-tRNA aminoacylation. Gene Ontology annotation, cellular component: cytosol; phenylalanine-tRNA ligase complex; cytoplasm.